This is a messenger RNA of Fraxinus pennsylvanica, 651 nucleotides long. The record is from the annotation of a GenBank genome assembly. NCBI's taxonomy places the organism in Eukaryota, Viridiplantae, Streptophyta, Magnoliopsida, Lamiales, Oleaceae.
AUGGCUUCUUCUGAGAAUUAUGUAACUGUUGAACAACCGUGGAUGUUCCGGCGAUCAUAUACCGAUUCUCUGCCUUCCGACUUCUACACAAAGGAGAAAGAAACGCUAACCAAAGCUUUGCAAAUGUCAUAUACAGGUGGCGCCACCGCAGCCGACACGGCGGCUUCUCUUUUGGUGAAGUCUGAAAUGAUGCCGUUUCAAACACCCACCGUCUCCGACAGGUCGGAAUGUGAAGCACCGGUUUCCAAACCACGGACGGUCGGGUUGACACGGAAGAUAACAAAACGGAAGUCGCGUGCGACUAAAGGUGCAACGACGACGUUUAUAUCUGCUGAUCCCGCGAAUUUCAGACAAAUGGUACAGCAGAUGACAGGAGUUCGAUUUGGGGACUUGAACGGACAGCUACCCGUUUCUCAAGUGCUUAAGCCUGAGCCUCAAAGGCCAGUCAACCGGUUGCAGCCGAGUGGAGGCUUGUCAACUCUUGACACGUCAUCUUUUCUGCUCAGCCAAACCCACCACCACCAAGUCGACCCAGCUUCAUAUUUGGUGGCUCAGCCACCGGCCACGGUGGUUACUGAUGUUGGCUCCGGUGGACUUGACUUCAACUCUCAUUGCAACUUUCCAACCCUCGAGUCUUGGAAAGAUAUGUAA